AAAAGUUAUGGUGAUAAAAGUAUGUUAGUUUAUCUUUUUAUGUUAAAGUCCCUAACUUAGCGUUAGCUAACAUAACGCUAAAAUUGAGUUUCACAAAUCAAUGUCAGGCCCAAUGUUAACUAACGCUACUUUUAAGUAAAUCAAUGUUAGUUGCUAGGGACAUUUCCCAUAAUGCAUUUGGUCCUCAUAUUGAAAGCAAGACAUGCAAGAUGGCUGCCUCCAUAGAGAAUCAUUCAUCUCAAAAGACAAAAAGGGAGAGAAAACCAAAUUUUUCACACUCAGAAGCCGAAGUUUUAGUCGAUGUUGUUAUAAAUGAACUUGGGAUCUUGCGAUCCAAGUUUUCGUCAGAUGUGACAAACAAAAUGAAAAAAAACAAAUGGGAUGAAAUUGCCCUAAUGGUUAGUUCCUUGGGAGUGGCCACAAGGACCGGGGAUAACUGCAGGGAAAAAUGGAACCAGCAGCUUUCAAAGGCGAAAGAGAUCCAUUCCCUGCAGCAAAAACACCAGAGAGGGACUGGCGGAGGGGGAAAGAUGCCACAGGCCGACCCUACACUGCAGAGAAUAAUAGAAACAUUCGAAAAAGACGCAGCAUUCAGAGGCAUCACUGGUGGAUUUGAGUCUGCAGUAAAUCAAGCUGCAGAUGUUGAUGUCGACUGCUCAGAUGCAGUGGUUGUGGCAACCUUUGAUCGUCAACCACAGGAAACACACACAGAGGGAGCCACAAUAAUUCUUGAUUCUCAACAGACGAUGACAGCCACUGCAAUGACUGCCCCAAAAUCUCCAGCCAAAAAGAAGGCCAAACUGUGCAAAGUCACUGGUGCCAGGAAAGCACAUGCGAAGGGUCUGCUGACAGACGCCAUGUGCCGACAGAAGACUCAGCAGGAUGUAUUUAACAUGCAGCUUGAGGUCCUUGAGGCAACUCUUGUUACGCAGAAGGCCACAACACGUACUCAGGAAGUUCUUCAGAAAGAGGCUGGCCUUCGAAUAGAAAAGCUACAGCUGGAGAUUGCUCUGCUGAAGGAAAAGGAGUUCUUGGGUCUGUCGGGCAUUGAACUGUAAAUUUAUGUGUAAAUAGUAUCUAU
Molecule: messenger RNA, 1081 nt
Organism: Lineus longissimus
Lineage: Eukaryota; Metazoa; Nemertea; Pilidiophora; Heteronemertea; Lineidae
Product: myb/SANT-like DNA-binding domain-containing protein 4
Exons: 4
Coding region: 144-1058 (304 amino acids)
Cellular component (GO): nucleus
Source: RefSeq, a predicted model, not a curated record